AUGGUAGCUAAACUUGGUGAAGGAGAAAAAGAGAAACAAAAUGUUUUAAAUGAAACCCGAAGUCUGAUAAGACUUCGGUCAGAACUCACAGAAUGUGUGCAAUAUUUGCAUCAAAAUAAUAUCAUUCACAGAGACCUCAAACCGGAUAAUGUGUUGAUUUCAAUGGACGGAAGCAUAAAGUUAUGUGACUUUAAUUUGGCUAAAGAGGCCCCAAAUUGUAAUCCGUUUCAUAUGUCUAAAGAUGUGGGAACUCAACAUUAUAUGGCACCGGAAUUUCUGUGA
Oppiella nova is the source of this 282-nucleotide messenger RNA. Lineage: Eukaryota; Metazoa; Arthropoda; Arachnida; Sarcoptiformes; Oppiidae. The record is from the annotation of a GenBank genome assembly.